UUAGUCAAAUGAGUUACAUUACAGAAAGAGAGCCAAAAAGUGAUUAAUAUUUGUGGCUGUUUUCGACCUUGUUUCUUCCUCCUAUAAUAUAACUAUUCAAUUCCCACGAGGAUGGCAACCUUAUCAUCACCCUUUUUUAAUCCACCAAUAUCAUCGAAACCAUAAAACCGACAGCGACUUCUAACUUGUCAUACUCUCUACUGUACACACAUGCAUACACAUAUCUAUUCAACUAAACGACUAACAAAUAAAAGUAUAACGUCUUAUUAAUUGACAUUUUUUUUAGUGUGUUCUUGGUUUCUUAGUUAUGGUUACUUCAAUGGAUAUUGGUGUAUGGAUUUUACUCUUCUUGGUUGGGUUUAUCCAUUCAUCGGAAUCCAAAUACAUUGCAUACAACACUACCUCAACCAUUGUUCCUGGGAAGCUCAAUGUUCACUUGGUCCCUCACACUCACGACGAUGUUGGAUGGUUGAAAACCAUAGACCAGUACUAUGUUGGUUCCAACAACUCCAUUCAGGGAGCUUGUGUUCAAAAUGUGCUAGAUUCACUUAUACCGGCCUUGUUGGCAGACAAGAAUCGCAAGUUCAUUUAUGUUGAACAGGCAUUCUUCCAGCGUUGGUGGAGAGAGCAGAGUGAGGUUGUCCAGAAAACAGUCAAGCAGCUGGUCAACUCUGGUCAAUUGGAGUUCAUAAAUGGUGGUAUGUGUAUGCAUGAUGAGGCUGCUACACAUUACAUCGACAUGAUUGAUCAGACAACCCUUGGACAUCGAUUCAUCAAAGAAGAAUUUGGUGUAACUCCAAGAAUAGGAUGGCAAAUCGACCCAUUUGGACAUUCUGCAGUGCAGGCCUACUUGUUGGGAGCAGAGGUUGGAUUUGAUUCUUUAUUCUUUGCACGGAUUGACUAUCAAGAUAGAGCUAAGAGAAAAGAUGAAAAAAGUCUUGAAGUUGUGUGGCAGGGUUCUAAGAGCUUUGGUUCAUCUUCACAGAUAUUUUCCGGUGCAUUCCCUGAGAAUUAUGAACCUCCCAGUAAUUUCUACUUUGAAGUAAACGACGAUUCUCCAAUAGUUCAGGACGAUAUAAAUUUGUUUGACUACAAUGUUCCUGAACGAGUAAAUGAGUUUGUCUCAGCGGCAUUGUCACAGGCCAAUAUAACGCGCACAAAUCAUAUAAUGUGGACAAUGGGGACAGAUUUCAAGUACCAAUAUGCAGAGACCUGGUUUAGGCAACUGGACAAAUUUAUUCACUAUGUUAAUCAGGAUGGACGGGUUCAUGCCUUAUACUCAACACCAUCAAUAUAUACUGAUGCAAAACAUGCUGCAAAUGAAGCCUGGCCAAUCAAGACCGAUGACUACUUUCCGUAUGCUGAUCGGGUAAAUGGCUACUGGACGGGGUAUUUUACAAGUAGGCCUGCCCUCAAAGGUUAUGUCAGAUGGACGAGUGGCUACUACUUGGCAGCAAGGCAGUUGGAGUAUUUCAAAGGGAAGAGUGCUUCAGGUCCUAAUACCGACUCUUUGGCUGAUGCUUUGGCUAUUGCUCAGCACCAUGAUGCGGUAUCUGGUACAUCAAAGCAGCAUGUAGCUAAUGAUUAUGCGAAACGGCUUUCAAUAGGUUACACAGAGGCCGAGAAAACUGUUGCAGCAUCACUCGCUUGCUUGACAGAGGGAGCAACCAAAACCGGCUGUGGAACUCCACAAGUUAAAUUUCAACAGUGUCCACUUCUUAACAUAAGUUACUGUCCUGCAUCAGAAGUUAACUUCUCGGAUGGGAAAAAUCUGGUUGUCGUUGUUUACAACCCUCUCGGAUGGAAAAGAGAGGAUGUUAUUAGGAUUCCAGUUGCCAAUGAAAAGGUUGUUGUUCGGGAUUCUAACGGGAAAAAGGUCCAAUCCCAGCUGCUGCCAAUACCUGAUGCUUUUCUUGGUUUAAGAAACUACCAUGCUGCAGCAUACCUAGGAAUAUCUCCAAGUGUAAACCCUAAAUAUUGGCUUGCAUUUUCAGCUAUUGUUCCCCCACUUGGUUUUAGCACUUACUAUGUAUCCAAUGCCAAAAAAUCAGCUAAUAUUUCAGAUAGACAUAUAGCAUACAAGUCAGGGAGUCAGAGUGAUGGGUUUGAAGUGGGCCUAGGAAACUUGAAACUUAUUUACUCUGGGAAGGAAGGGAAACUUACUCAAUAUAUCAAUAGAAAAAGAAAGGUCAAAGAAUCUCUAGAGCAGACAUACAAGUACUAUCCCUCAUAUGGAGAUGAUGGAACAAUAACUGCUCAGGCGUCCGGAGCAUAUAUUUUUCGCCCCAAUGGUUCAUCAUUUCCCAUCAAACCCAACGGAAAGUCUCCUCUCACAGUUUUGCGGGGACCAAUUGUGCAUGAAGUGCAUCAGAAGAUCAAUUCAUGGAUAUACCAGACUACCAGACUGGUCAAAGGAAAAGAACAUGUUGAAGUUGAAUUUAUUGUUGGACCUAUACCUAUUGACGAUGGAGUUGGCAAAGAAAUUGCAACUGAGAUUAAAACAAAUCUAACAAGCAGCAAAACCUUCUAUACUGAUUCUAAUGGACGCGAUUUCAUUGAACGGGUUCGAGACUAUAGAAAAGACUGGAACUUGGAAGUAAAUCAACCUGUUGCUGGAAAUUAUUACCCUAUCAACCAUGGGAUUUACCUGAAAGAUAAAAGCAAAGAGUUUUCUGUAUUGGUAGAUAGGUCUGUGGGCGGUUCGAGCAUCCUAGAUGGCCAAGUGGAGCUAAUGGUUCAUAGGAGGUUACUUAAUGAUGAUUCCAGAGGUGUUGCAGAGGCACUAAAUGAAACAGUUUGCGUCUCUGAUAAGUGCACAGGAUUAACAGUUUUAGGGAAGUACUACUUCAGAAUCGAUCCUAUAGGAGAGGGUGCUAGAUGGCGUCGAACAUUUGGUCAAGAGAUAUACUCACCGCUUCUUUUAGCCUUCACAGAGAGUGAAGGUAACUGGGGAGAUUCUCAUGUCACAACGUUCUCGGGAAUAGAUUCCUCUUACAGUUUACCAGAAAAUGUUGCCGUAAUAACACUCCAGGAUCUUGGUGAUGGAAAUGUUCUCCUUCGGUUGGCGCACUUAUAUGAGAUUGGUGAGGACAUACAUCUAUCAAUUAAGUCAAGUAUAGAACUUAAAAAGGUGUUCCGCGAUAAACAGAUAAACAAAAUAACUGAGGUGAACUUAUCAGCUAACCAAGAAAGAGCAGAAAUGGAGAAGAAGAGAUUAGUGUGGCAAGUUAAAGGGUCGUCUCGAGAACCUGAGGUGUCAAGGGGAGGACCAGUUGAUCCAGAAAAGCUAAUUGUAGAACUUUCUCCCAUGGAAAUAAGGACCUUCGUUAUCAAUUUUAAUCACUAAAGGUGCAUUGGGAGGAAUGGAUCUAUUGUGCUUAUAUCUCAUUUUACAAAAAUAAUAUUGUCCAAAAUAUAUCUUGGGUAAGGUCUCAGAUGUUUAAUAAUUAUGAUGAGACAUGAGGCACAAAAUUUUCAUGUAAUAAAAUUAGUGUAAAUUGUAGGACAACAGUAUCCAUUCCCUGAAAACUUAUUGAAAAAUAAGCAAUGUUGUAUGCACUCAAAUUCAAUGCCAAUAAAUUGCACUAGAUUUCAAUCCGUA
This is a messenger RNA of Cicer arietinum (chickpea), 3601 nucleotides long. Its product is annotated as probable alpha-mannosidase At5g13980. Gene Ontology annotation, biological process: mannose metabolic process. NCBI's taxonomy places the organism in Eukaryota, Viridiplantae, Streptophyta, Magnoliopsida, Fabales, Fabaceae. The record is from RefSeq and is a predicted model, not a curated record. Gene Ontology annotation, molecular function: alpha-mannosidase activity; carbohydrate binding.